Saccostrea cuccullata (small rock oyster) is the source of this 1189-nucleotide messenger RNA. RefSeq lists its product as uncharacterized. NCBI's taxonomy places the organism in Eukaryota, Metazoa, Mollusca, Bivalvia, Ostreida, Ostreidae. Bases 321 to 1130 code for a protein of 269 amino acids. The transcript has 6 exons. The record is from RefSeq and is a predicted model, not a curated record.
GAAAAAUAAACACAGUUUGUCCAUAAUUUCAACACGUUAUGAAAGGUGACCUAAAUUUGACUUCUGAUCCGAUAUAAUCUUUCAAUUUAACCUGAAUAUUAUGACAUGAUGCUUAAUUUAUUUGGUACCAGUAACACAAAUCCGUUGUUCAAGAUGGCCAACAGCUGUCUGUAACAUUUUCGCGCUCUUUUCAAGCUGGCCGUUAAUCGCCAAUCAGCGCGCUCUAAACUGAACCAAUCAGAAAGGGCGCAAAAAUACAGGAGGGUAUAUAUACAAGGCCUCCCGUAACCCAGCAUCAGUCGCAAAACAACAGUCGCAAGAUGAGCAUCGCCUCCUUAGUAUUCAUUCUAUUGUUGAUUCCUGCUGGCCCGGCAACCAUCCCGGAAAUGCCAGACAUGUAUGAAUUUGUACAGGGCAUGUGGAGCCUAACGACAGAAACAACAUGGCACAUUUCGCAAACGCUGUCCAGUGCCGAUGAGAAGGUUUUCCAUCUCUCGGCCUCUCUCGCCACCAGCAGCAUUUGUGCACUGGACUCUCUAUCCACUUUUGCUAUCACCAUUAUCUCAGGCACUUACUCAUUGUUGAAUGGCAUCUUGGACAAUGUUGUGACUUGGUAUAUUCAGUUUAUGGAUCACGCCGUUAGUGUGUCAGCUUGUGUUUUGGGGUACUGUGGGGACAUUUUGGACUACAUUUCAUCACUCUUUGGACAAGGUUUUGGAUUUAUGGAGCAAGUUCUUUCGGUUCAUAAACUCUCUCUCGUCAUGGAUUUUCUUUCUUCCUUCUCUACAAAAGACUGUGUACGUUUGGGUGCUGGUUUUUCCUUUGUGGCUUUGUGUGUAUCAGUUAUUUGGAUGGGGCUUGAGAUGAGGGAGCAUCUAGGGCGGAUGCACAGGACAGUGGCCAAUCUAGGAGAAGAAAACAGACAUUUGAUGAUAAAAUUCGUUGCUGAAUUGAACACGCUAAAGGAAAGGCAGAAAGAGAAUGAGAGAGCCCUGACAGAAACUAGACACAGAUCCCAAGCCCUGUCCAUGUGGUUAAACGUGUACACGAGCGAACUGUCUAGGAAGUUAGACACGCGGUCUGCUGGACAGUUCGUUCGUAGAUCCCUUCAACGCCAAAAGUUGCUAUGAAUGUCACCUUUGUUCAUUUACUAUGUUAUUGUUGAUUAAAUAUAUGAUUGAUAUAUUAA